CAACAACAACAAAAAGUGUCAAAACAUUUUCAUUGUCACAGAAGAAAAACUUGAAAAUAUAAAGAAAUUCUGCAGUUUUUAUGAUAAAAAUAAGUUAAUUUUUAAUAAAAUAAUUAUCAAAUAAUACAAAAACCUUUGGAAUAUUUAGCUACUCUCACUGUUUAGAGAAAAUAAACAAAAUUAUUAUAAAGUAUUCCGAAAAACCUAGAAAAAGAGGAAGAACUUUAAGACCUCGUAACUGGGAUAGAAAAAAGAAACAGACACAACAAGAAAAAGAAAAUAAGUUUUUAGCAAACAAAAGCAAAAUUUUGGCUUAUAAAACCAUAAUACGUCUUUGCAAUAAAUUGUUAACAACAAAUAUGGCCCAUGAAAAUGAUCAACAACAACAACAGAAUACAAAAAACCAGGAGGAGGAGGCGGAAAAGCCACUGGACGAUAGUUUCAAAACAAACAACAAAAAUGAAAGUUGUGACGUCUCCAGGGCCGGUAAAGAAACAUUAGAUGAUAGCUUGGUAAUGCCGACAGCUAGUAAAGGAAAAUUAAAUGAUUUAGUGGCGGAUUUGUGUAUAAAUGGCCACAGGGCGUCACAGCCUACAGCCAGCCAAACAGCUUUUGGCGAUUACACCAAUAUACGAGCUACUUUGGGUCCAGUGGCAGUAAAUGAUAACAAUUUUACUACAGCAGCGUUAGACGCCAAUAAUUUAGGGGUUUGCAGUAAUGCGGCUCCCACACAUAACGUCCAGCCACAGCCACCUACACAAAAUUCCUCGUUUUCGUUUAAACACUUUCUCAGCAGCAAUAGUGUGCCUACAGCACCUUCUACUACCGUCACCUCUUUGGACCCACCUGCCAAUAGUACGUCCACUACAUCUUCUGCGUCAAAUGCUACCACUUCAACGCGUUCUCUGCAAACUUCGACAGGAGCUAGGCCAAAAGUUCCACAAUCGAAUUCGGUAACCUCCACCUCCAUAUCAUCGCUAACUGUGGGCGGUUUAAACGAUUCUCAAACGUCGGCUACAAAAAUGAAAAGAUCUCCACGCUUUUCCUCGUUUGACUCGCAGGCGAGUUUGGCAGAGUAUGCUGGCUCCUCAACAACAGCAGAUUUGCCAGCGGCUGAAGCAUCUGCCGGCAGCUCGACAGAUUUUCAACUUUAUCCCGAUGAAAGAGAACGAGACCGUUUUCAAGAAUGGCAACUUCCCUCAAAUGCUCCCACAAUGACUACAAAUUCCACAGACUACGAUCGCGGCAGCUCGUAUGUGCCCCGUUCGUAUUCCAACUACGAUAUGCCACGACCUCAAACCUCGCCUCGUCGACGUGUGGGUAUAGGUGGUGCCACCACCAAAGACACCAGACCCACACGUUUAGCUUUACAUACAAAUCAAAAUCCUACAACGGCUGCCAAAUUGAAAUUAGACUUGCCUUUAACUUCCAAUUCCACAGGCGCAAAUGGUGCAGGAGCGGCUGCGGGCUCUAGUAGGAAACCGACUCACUGUUCUAGGCCAACAGAUUUCCACACUAGCAAUCCUAUGCCUGCGGGUUCGGCAGCUGCUGCUGCUCUGCCAGAUUUUGUACAAGAUCAUUGGAUGGAUUCUUGGUAUGCCAAUGAUAUGCAUGUUAAUUCGCCUCCCUCUUCGCCCACUAAUAAUUUUAUGGAAGAUUUGUCGGGGGCUGCGGGUGGUAGUGCAGCCAUUCAUAACCACAACUCCCAUAACCGUGCAUUACAUCUCGAUAGUGCGCCCAUACCAGGACCUGCCGAUAGAGGUGACUUCAAUAUGGGACUACCCGAACCCUCCAACUCAUCGGUGGGUUCUAAAAUGUUGCCCGAUUUUCUAUCCGAUGGCCCCAUCAUACAUUCGUCACAGCGUUUAGCCGAUGUGGCGGCUGGUCUACCCUCCAAUUCCAUAGGUUCUCCGGAAGAAUCUUCCAUUAAUAAUCAGCUAUCGCGUUUGCGUUCAGACAAUGAACGUUUGCAACGCGAACUAAAUGAAUCCAUAUUAGCCCUCAAUGAACAGACCUUAAGAGCCAACAAUUUGGAACGCCAAUUAAUGGAGCAGCAAAGACAACAUCAAACCGAAACAGAGGAGACACUGGACAGCAAUAAAAAGCGUUCCACAGCGGCUCAAACUCACAUGGCUAAACUUAAACAACAAGUGCAACAGCUAACGGCCGAGGUGGAAAUGCUAAGGCGGGAAAAGGAAUUGAUGCGUGAAGAAGGCGCCGUAGGUGGUUGUAGUAUACAGAGCUGUGAUCGUUCUUAUGCAGCGGCUGCUGUCUCGAGUACAACACGUAACUCGUCAACAGCAGCUGUGGCAGGAACAGCAAUUGGUAGUGGAAGUAGUGGUGGUGGUGUUGGCAAUGUAACAGGCAGUUCAGUGGCUGCUGGCGCUGCUUUAGGCAUUAGACCGUCCAGACAACAUCAGUUAUCAAGAGAUUUGCGUAGGGCAGCAUCGAAUGCAGAACAGAAUCUAAAGCAACUUUUGGCUGGUGUUGAAAAUUUACGUCAAAUGGCGGCAAAUUUGGAAAAAUCUGAAACUCAUGUAGACUAUGAUGCCAGUCCGGAUUUGUUUUCAGAUUUUCUAGAUGAAUGUGAUGAUUAUGAUGAAUAUCCCGGCGGUGGACCGGCUUUGUAAAUUUUGUUUCUUGUUAUUUUACUUAAGUUAAAUUUAAAAAACAAAUAAACAGAGAAGUGAAAACAAAUAGAACAGCAAAAUACAUUAUAAAAAAUGCUAUAAAAAACUAUUAAACUUUAAAGUAAAACAAAAAAACAUAAACUAUUACACUAUUUCAAACAAAUUAAUUAAAAAUUAAAUUAAAUAUCUUAAAAAAAAACUAUAAACAUAUAUUUAAAAAAUAUCAUGUUCCCUAAAGAGAGAAGCAAAAAAAGAAAAACAAAUUAUUUGUUAGUAAACAUUAUUUAAAAGUUCUAUUGAGUUUGUCUUUAAUUAUUUAUAUAACU
This is a messenger RNA of Lucilia sericata (common green bottle fly), 2956 nucleotides long. Its product is annotated as putative GPI-anchored protein pfl2. Bases 360 to 2630 code for a protein of 756 amino acids. The record is from RefSeq and is a predicted model, not a curated record. Lineage: Eukaryota; Metazoa; Arthropoda; Insecta; Diptera; Calliphoridae. The transcript has 3 exons.